AUGAGGCCGUUAUUUCAAGUGGCAGCGCAGAGUAAGCAGGAAAUUCACAGGAGGUCUGCUCGGCUCAGAAAUACUAAAUACAAAUCUGCUCCAGCUGCUGAAAAGAAAGUUUCCACUAAGGGAAAAGGGAGAAGACAUAUUUUUAAAUUAAAAAAUCCCAUCAAAGCUCCUGAGUCAGUUUCCACCAUAGUCACUGCAGAAUCAAUCUUCUAUAAGGGAGUAUAUUUCCAAAUUGGCGAUGUUGUUUCUGUGAUUGAUGAGCAAGAUGGAAAGCCCUACUAUGCUCAGAUCAGGGGUUUUAUUCAGGACCAGUACUGUGAGAAGAGUGCAGCACUGACAUGGCUCAUUCCCACUCUCUCUAGCCCCAGAGACCAAUUUGAUCCCGCGUCCUAUAUCAUAGGGCCAGAGGAAGACCUUCCAAGGAAGAUGGAAUACUUGGAAUUUGUCUGUCAUGCACCUUCUGAGUAUUUCAAGUCGCGGUCAUCACCAUUUCCCACAGUUCCCACCAGACCAGAGAAGGGCUACAUAUGGACUCAUGUUGGACCCACUCCUGCAAUAACUAUUAAGGAAACGGUUGCCAACCAUUUGUAGUUGAAAAUUAAAACUGGAUUUCCAGUUAUCUGGUACUCAUACUACUA
Molecule: messenger RNA, 638 nt
Organism: Galeopterus variegatus (Sunda flying lemur)
Lineage: Eukaryota; Metazoa; Chordata; Mammalia; Dermoptera; Cynocephalidae
Gene: GATAD1
Product: GATA zinc finger domain containing 1
Exons: 5
Coding region: 1-591 (196 amino acids)
Biological process (GO): chromatin organization
Cellular component (GO): nucleus
Source: RefSeq, a predicted model, not a curated record